Messenger RNA from Pyrgilauda ruficollis (rufous-necked snowfinch), 2852 nucleotides. RefSeq names its product protein mono-ADP-ribosyltransferase PARP10-like. The transcript is spliced from 8 exons. Gene Ontology annotation, biological process: negative regulation of gene expression. The record is from RefSeq and is a predicted model, not a curated record. Gene Ontology annotation, cellular component: nucleus; cytoplasm. Gene Ontology annotation, molecular function: transcription corepressor activity; NAD+ poly-ADP-ribosyltransferase activity. The coding region runs from base 527 to 2566 and encodes 679 amino acids. NCBI's taxonomy places the organism in Eukaryota, Metazoa, Chordata, Aves, Passeriformes, Passeridae.
GGUGCGGGCGGCGGGGCCGGCGCUGAGCCGCGACCUGCUCGAGCUCUACUUCGAGAACCGGCGCAGCGGCGGCGGCCGCGUGAGCGACGUGCGGCCGCUGCCAGCGGGGCGCGGGGCCGUCGUCACCUUCCAGGAGGCAGCGGCCGCGGAGCGGGUGCUGCAGAGGCCACACCGGCUGCAGGACACGGUGCUGGAGCUCGUGCCCCACUUUCCCUUCCUGGAGCAGCUGGAGGCCAGCACGGCCGUGCCCCCGGACGGGGUCCCACCUCCGGACGUGGAGCCCCUGCUGCUCAGGGAGCCCUCGCUGGGCACAGAUUGCCCGCUGCACUCGGAGCCAUCCUCAGAGCGCACCGCGGCACACACGGACCCUGCGCCGGACGCAGCGCCGGCAGCACCAACACCACACCCGGGGCCGGGACGGCCGCCAGCCGCCUUCCCCAGCGGGGACAAGGACACCGAGGGGUUCCGGGCCGUGCCGAGCCAGGCCCAGCUCCCCGGGCCUGUGUCGGUGGUGGUGCCGGAGCCGAUGUUGGCGGUGCCGGCGCAGGACGAGUCGCUGGUGCCGGCGGAGCCGGGAGCUGUGCGGUACCUGCAGCAGCACUACCAGGACGUGCUCAGCAGCGUCCCCGAAGUGUCCCUGCUGCCCCUGGAGGGAGGGGACGUCUCUGGGUUCCGGGUGAGUGGGGAGCCGGGCCAGUGCCAGGCCGUGGCGGAUUUCCUGCAGAGCCUGCUGGACUCGGUGGCCUCGCACCCCACAACCCUGCGCUUCCCCGGCGUUGCCCGCUUCCUGUGGGACCCGGCUGGGCAGAGCCUCCUCCAGCAGCUGGAGAGCCGCUUCCAGUGCGUCAUCCAGCUGGACGGUGAACCCUGGAGCCCUCCAGAUGCCCAGCUGGAGCUGGAGGAGCUGCUGCCCCCAAACACCCACCAGGAGCCCCAGUCACACUCCUGGCACGGGGACCUUCCUGAGGGUAACAACGCCGCUGCUGAUGGCGAUGGUGACGGUGGUGACGAAGGCUUUCGUUCCAGCGCAGAGCUGAUCAGGGAGGUGCUGGCAGCGCUGCGCCCGCGCGACGCCGACGACCGCGGCAGCCCCGACCCGUGGCCUGGCGCUGUCCCCGGCGACGAGCGCAACCCCGACGCUGCGUUCAUCUCUGCGGCCGGCGGGGAGGGUGCCAGGGAGCUGCUGUCGGACACCGGCGCGGAGGAGGAGGAGGAGGUGCAGAUGGCCCUGCCCAUCCAGUACUCCAUGGACCACGCGAGGGACGAGCAGGAGGAGCUGGCGCGCGCCACCGCUCUGUCCCUGCGCUCCUACAGCCGGGAGCAGGAGCAGGAGCAGGCCGAGGAGGACGCCAGGCUCCUGGCCGCGCUGGAAGCCUCGCUGGAGGAGGCGCUGCUGGCGGCAGACGCGGCGCAGGUGACGGUGUUCGGCUCCUUCGAGCGGGACAUGUCGCAGGUGGCGCAGGAGCUGCGGCGGGCGCUGGCCGGGCGGCAGCGGGCGCAGGAGUUGGCGAGCCAGCGGCUGCGGGCCCUGCCGGCCGCCGGCCGCUGCGCGCUGGCUCUGCUGCGGUGCCGGCACGCCGUGCAGCUCAGCCUGAGCGGUGACACCGCCACGCUGCGCGGCUUCGCCGACUACACGGCCCCUGCCGCCCGAGACCUCGCGUGGCUGCUCCACCGCCUGCCGCCGUCGUCAGGGCACGCUGCCACCGCUGCCACCACGCAUUGGGUGCGCUGGGAUCCCUCUGGCACCGCUGUCCCCUACGCGCCCGAGGCAGCGGCGCUGCUGGAGCAGGCCUGGUUGCGCCAGGAGCGCCGGCUGGAUCUGGUGCUGGAUGGGCGGCCCUUCACCGUGGAUUUGGAGCGCAUGGAGGAGUUGGACAUCGGCAGCGCCCGCGCCGCGCCCGUCUGCCGCAGCCGGCCCCCGCUGGACAGCACCUUCUUCCCGCUCGGGCCGGAGGUGGCUGGGCUGGAGGAGGAGGUGCGGCUGAUGGCGCUGGCUGAGGACUCGGAGGAGUUCGCCGACACGGUGCGCCAUUUCUGCGGCACUCUGGAGGAGCUGCAGGGCCAGAUCAGCGUCGUGCAGGUGCAGAAGCUGAUCCACCCAGUGCUGUACAAGCAGUACCAGCUGAAGAAGGGCAGCGUGAAGCGUGCCUGCGCCGCCGGCACCGCCGUGGAGCGCGUCCUCUUCCACGGCACCACCAAGGCCUCCAGCUGCGAGAUCUGCCUGCACGGCUUCAACCGCAGCUUCUGCGGGAAGAACGCCACGCUCUACGGCCGCGGCGUUUACUUCGCGGCGCGCGCGGCGAUCUCGGCGCGGGACCGCUACUCCCCGCCCGGCGCCGACGGCGCCAAGUUCAUCUUCAUGGCCAAGGUGCUGACCGGAGAGUUCGCGGCCGGGCGGCGGGGGCUGCGGGCACCCCCUCUCCGGGAGGGCUCCGGGGUGCCCCAGCGCUACCACAGCGUGGUGGAUGACCCGCGGCAGCCCGACAUCUUCGUCAUCUUCAACGACACCCAGGCCUACCCCCAGUACCUCAUCACCUGCCGCAGCCGCCGCGGGGGCCCCCUCUGAGCCCUCGGAGCCCCCCGGCAGUGGCUCUGCUUCGUGGACCCCUUUUUAUCCUCCCGGCGUCCCCUGGCACUGGUGCCAAAGCGGGGGUUGCGGUGUCCAGGGGCUCGAGGUGUGCAGGGAUGUUCCUGGCCUGCCCAGGAGCUCAGAGUGGGGGGAUCCUCACUUGGGGAGGUGCCAGGGCACCCUCGUGCCAGGGCAGGAGGUGGACAGGAGGACUUUGGGUCACCCGUGUGACACCAGUGAAAUAAAACUUGGAAUAAAACUUCAAAUAAAAUUUGGAAUAAAU